This is a messenger RNA of Pongo pygmaeus (Bornean orangutan), 2157 nucleotides long. RefSeq names its product hydroxysteroid 17-beta dehydrogenase 7 (gene HSD17B7). The transcript is spliced from 9 exons. The coding region runs from base 735 to 1760 and encodes 341 amino acids. Gene Ontology annotation, molecular function: 3-beta-hydroxysteroid 3-dehydrogenase (NADP+) activity; estradiol 17-beta-dehydrogenase [NAD(P)+] activity; 5-alpha-androstane-3-beta,17-beta-diol dehydrogenase (NADP+) activity. The record is from RefSeq and is a predicted model, not a curated record. Gene Ontology annotation, biological process: cholesterol biosynthetic process. NCBI's taxonomy places the organism in Eukaryota, Metazoa, Chordata, Mammalia, Primates, Hominidae. Gene Ontology annotation, cellular component: endoplasmic reticulum membrane.
GAGGUUACAGCACAUUCUCAGUACUUCGGAGAAUGAAAUUCUGAGAUUCUGAUUCCACGCCACAUUCCAAGUUUUGAAUACUGGUAAUUUACGUCUGAUUCUACAUAAAGUUCUUAAUAAAAUCAGUGCUCAUUUUCUCAAAUAAGUUUCUUUAGAGGAGGAGGUCUGGGAUCAAAAGUUGGGCUGUGAAGUGGCACAAUGCCUGGAUCUAUACAUCCAAAAAGGAGUGGAAAAUUAGAUAAUAAUCGCCCAACUUUGGCUCCUAGACCCAAACCUUUUCUCUAAAACGGGCACUGAUGCAAAUACCGUGAGGCCUUCCUGCAAUGAAGUGCCAAUCUCAGGCGCCAGGGCACAGACCCAGUGCGUGUCACAGAUCCUGUCCUGAGUGCUAGGCCGGGUGACGCCCCCACCAGGAUUAAAGAUCAGGCGCCCGCUGAGCCCUAGGAAGCAGUGACGGACACCUGCUCCGAGGCGGAGCGAGAAGAGCCUGGAAUGGCUCCGGGCUUUGCGUCACGCAGCUCCGCCCCUCGGCCUAUCUCACCCGACGCCGUCUCCGAGGGCAGGGAACGGUUGGCGGACUGAGAUUGGAGGGAUCAGCGCAGUCUCGAUGACGCAACGGGAGAUGGGGCGUGGCCGUACUCUGAUUGGUGACGGGUGAGGCGGCCUGAAAUCGUAGGACUUCCGAAAGCAGCGGCGGCGUUUGCUUCAGUGCUUGGAAGUGUGAGUGCGCGAAGAUGCGAAAGGUGGUUUUGAUCACCGGGGCUAGCAGUGGCAUUGGCCUGGCCCUCUGCAAGCGGCUGCUGGCGGAAGAUGAUGAGCUUCAUCUGUGUUUGGCGUGCAGGAACAUGAACAAGGCAGAAGCUGUCCGUGCUGCUCUGCUGGCCUCUCACCCCACUGCUGAGGUCACCAUUGUCCAGGUGGAUGUCAGCAACCUGCAGUCGGUCUUCCGGGCCUCCAAGGAACUUAAGCAAAGGUUUCAGAGAUUAGACUGUGUAUAUCUAAAUGCUGGGAUCAUGCCUAAUCCACGACUAAAUAUCAAAGCACUUUUCUUUGGCCUCUUUUCAAGAAAAGUGAUUCAUAUGUUCUCCACAGCUGAAGGCCUGCUGACCCAGGGUGAUAAGAUCACUGCUGAUGGACUUCAGGAGGUGUUUGAGACCAAUGUCUUUGGCCAUUUUAUCCUGAUUCGGGAACUGGAGCCUGUCCUCUGUCACAGUGACAAUCCAUCUCAGCUCAUCUGGACAUCAUCUCGCAAUGCAAGGAAAUCUAAUUUCAGCCUCGAGGACUUCCAGCACAGCAAAGGCAAGGAACCCUACAGCUCUUCCAAAUAUGCCACUGACCUUUUGAGUGUGGCUUUGAACAGGAACUUCAACCAGCAGGGUCUCUAUUCCAAUGUGGUCUGUCCAGGUACAGCGUUGACCAAUUUGACAUAUGGAAUUCUGCCUCGCUUUAUAUGGACACUGUUGAUGCCAGCAAUAUUGCUACUUCGCUUUUUUGCAAAUGCAUUCACUUUGACACCAUACAAUGGAACAGAAGCUCUGGUAUGGCUUUUCCACCAAAAGCCUGAAUCUCUCAAUCCUCUGAUCAAAUAUCUGAGUGCCACCACUGGCUUUGGAAGAAAUUACAUUAUGACCCAGAAGAUGGACCUAGAUGAAGACACUGCUGAAAAAUUUUAUCAAAAGUUACUGGAACUGGAAAAGCACAUUAGGGUCACUAUUCAAAAAACAGAUAAUCAGGCCGGGCGCAGUGGCUCAUGCCUGUAAUUCCAGCACUUUGGGAGGCCAAGGCAGAAGGAUCACUUGAGACCAGGAGUUCGAGACCAGCCUGAGAAACAUAGUGAGCCCUUGUCUCUACAAAAAGAAAUAAAAAUAAUAGCUGGGUGUGGUGGCGUGCGCAUGUAGUCCCAACUACUCAGGAGGAUGAGGUGGGAGGAUCUCUUGAGGCUGGGAGGCAGAGGUUGCAGUGAGCUGAGAUUGUGCCACUGCACUCCAGCCUGGGUGACAGUGAGACCCUGUCUCAAAAUAUAUAUAUAUUUAAUAUAUAUAUAAAACCAGAGCUGACAAUGACACUCUGGACAUUGCAUACCUUCUGUACAUUCUGGAGUACAUGGAUUUCUACUGAGUUGGAUAAUAUGCAUUUGUAAUAAACUGUGAACUAUGA